Hevea brasiliensis (rubber tree) is the source of this 1720-nucleotide messenger RNA. Its product is annotated as cytochrome P450 89A2. NCBI's taxonomy places the organism in Eukaryota, Viridiplantae, Streptophyta, Magnoliopsida, Malpighiales, Euphorbiaceae. The transcript has a single exon. Gene Ontology annotation, molecular function: iron ion binding; oxidoreductase activity, acting on paired donors, with incorporation or reduction of molecular oxygen, NAD(P)H as one donor, and incorporation of one atom of oxygen; heme binding. Bases 76 to 1614 code for a protein of 512 amino acids. The record is from RefSeq and is a predicted model, not a curated record. Gene Ontology annotation, cellular component: membrane.
AAAUGCAGAUAAAUAUUGUAGUCUGUUGAUCCUUUCUCUAUUUCUCAUCCUCGGUUGCUCAUUGUCUUCUAUCUCAUGGAAACGUGGUUACUCAUUCUCAUGUCCAUGGCCAUUACUGCUUUUCCGAAAGCUCUCAUCAAUCUUUUCUUUCCUUCCAAGGACCCCAACCUCCCUCCAGGCCCCUUUAAGGUUCCUAUCAUCGGCAACAUAUUAUGGCUUCGCUAUACCUACACCAAACUCGAGCCCGUCAUUCGUUCCCUCCUCCCCAAGUUCGGCCCUGUUAUCACCCUUCACAUCGGUCGUCGCCCCUUCAUCUUCGUUGCUGAUCGCUACCUUGCCCACCAUGCCUUGAUCGAAAACGGCGCAGUUUUUGCUGACCGCCCCCCUGCUCUUGCUAUUGAUAAAAUCAGCAGUAGCAAUCAGCAUAGUAUCAACGCGGCCUCUUACGGCCCUACAUGGCGUCUCCUCCGGCGGAACCUCGGUUCAGAAAUCCUCCAUCCUUCAAGGGUGAAGUCAUAUUCUCACGCUCGAAAGUGGAUGCUGCAAAUCCUCCUCAAUCGCUUUGAAUCAGAGUCGAAAUCUGGACAUCCUGUUCGUGUUGUGGAUGGUCUUCAAUACGCAAUUUUUUGCCUGCUGGUCCUCAUGUGUUUUGGUGACAAGCUGGAUCAGAAACAAAUUGAAGAAAUUGAGAGAGUAGAGCGUGCUAUGCUUUUGACUAAUGCCAGAUUCAGUAUACUCAAUUUCUGGCCAAGAUUUUCCAAAAUGGUGCUUUGCAGAAGCUGGUCAAAUUUCUUGCAGCUUCGAAAGAACCAAGAAGACGCAUUAAUUCCUUUAAUAAGAGCAAGAAAGAAGGUAAAAGAAGAGAAAUUGAGCAAAUCCAACAACGAAAAUGAUGACUAUAUCUUAUCAUAUGUUGAUACGCUUUUUGAUCUUGAACUUCCUGAUGAGAAAAGGAAGCUCAGCGAAGAUGAAAUUGUUACUUUGUGCAAUGAAUUUCUUAACGCAGGCACAGACACUACCGCCACGGCCUUGCAAUGGAUCAUGGCGAAUUUGGUCAAGUACCCACAUAUUCAAGAGAAGCUUUUCAUGGACAUUAAAGGGGUUGUUGGAGAUGCAGCAGAAGAGAUAAAGGAAGAUGAUCUGCAAAAGAUGGCGUAUUUGAAAGCUGUAGUUUUAGAAGGGCUAAGGCGGCAUCCACCAGGGCAUUUUGUGCUGCCACAUGCAGUGACUGAAGAUGCGAUGUUGGGUAACUAUUUAGUUCCCAAAAAUGGGACUAUAAAUUUCAUGGUAGCAGAGAUUGGUCGGGAUCCAAAGGUGUGGGAGGAUCCAAUGGCAUUCAAGCCUGAGAGAUUCAUGGGGAGUGAAGAAGUGUUUGAUAUAACAGGAAGAAGGGAGAUAAGGAUGAUGCCAUUUGGAGCGGGAAGGAGGAUGUGCCCUGGCUUUGGCUUAGCAAUGCUUCAUUUGGAAUAUUUUAUAGCUAAUUUGGUUUGGAGUUUUGAGUGGAAAGCUGUGGAUGGAGAUGAUAUUGACCUGUCUGAGAAGCAGGAGUUUACAACGGUGAUGAAGAAUCCAUUGCAGGCCCUCAUAUCUCCCAGGUUCAAAAACAUAAGUUGAAAGAAAUUGAUGGUAUGGUAUUAGUAGCCCACUGUGCCACUUGUUGCAUAAUUGCCUAUCAGCUUUCAAUAUUAAUGUUAUAAUGCGAGAUAUAUAUAUAUAUAUA